AUGAAGAUUUUGAAUCUGAUAGAGAGGCGGUGUUUGGCUCCGCUCAAGCGAGACGACGUCGUUCGUGUGAGUGAUACGCGGUCCUUCACCAACCACCACUCGUACAAGAAACUCCCUCAGCUUCCGCUCCUCAAGCUCUCCGUUCUCAAGCUCGAUGGCUCUGUUUUCGAAAUUCAUGUUGGGAGGACUGCUACAAUAGCGGAGCUCAAACAAGCAGUAGAAGAGUUUUUUGGUUUGUUGGAAGGCAAGAUUCCAUGGUCACUAGUUUGGGGGCAUUUCUGCUUGUGCUAUGUAGGUCAGAAGCUAACCAAUGAGAAGGCGUACAUUCGGAACUUUGGAAUCAAGGAUGGAGAUCAACUUCAGUUCAUUAGGCAUAUGUCCAUCAGCAACUCACCAUUAAAAAGACGGUCCAAGAGUGAGAGUGUUCCUUACAAACAGCACUCAACGUUGACAUAUGGAUCAAAUGGACACGAGGAUGAAGAAAAGAGUGGUUUGGAUGGUUCUGACAACAAUGCAGUUCAUGAGGACAACUCCAAUGAAGAUCUGGAGGAAGGCCCUGUGCCUCAAUUCAAGGUGGUUCACUACUUGAGUGGGUGGCUCUCAUGCUCCAAGGUCAUGGUGGGUCUCAAAAAAGGGAUCCGAAGACAGGGUCCAUCCAUCGAAAUCCAGGCUAUUAGGAAGCUGAUCUAG
Molecule: messenger RNA, 690 nt
Organism: Prunus armeniaca (apricot)
Lineage: Eukaryota; Viridiplantae; Streptophyta; Magnoliopsida; Rosales; Rosaceae
Source: the annotation of a GenBank genome assembly